Messenger RNA from Mycosarcoma maydis (corn smut), 837 nucleotides. Its product is annotated as putative 2-deoxy-D-gluconate 3-dehydrogenase. Bases 1 to 837 code for a protein of 278 amino acids. Lineage: Eukaryota; Fungi; Basidiomycota; Ustilaginomycetes; Ustilaginales. The record is from RefSeq and is a predicted model, not a curated record. The transcript has a single exon. Gene Ontology annotation, molecular function: oxidoreductase activity, acting on the CH-OH group of donors, NAD or NADP as acceptor.
AUGGCGACCACAGACGCAGCUUGCGAAAAGACACCUUCGACGUCGUCGUUGGGAUUGUUCAACCUCUCUGGUAAAACGGCUCUGCUCACUGGUGGCACUCGCGGCAUCGGCCAAGCAUGUGCUGUGGCUCUUGUCGAGGCAGGGGCUUCGGUGAUUCUCGCGGUUCGCCCUGGCACCGCCACUUCUGGCGCUCAUCCAGCUCUUGCGCCUCUCACUGCGGUUGCCAACCAAUCUUGCUCGCAAAAACACUCUACCGUCGAUGCUGAUCUUUCCGACCUCUCCCAAGUCAAGACGCUCUUCGACCGAGCUCUCUCGCAGUCGCCUACUUCUGCGAUUGACAUUUUGGUCAACUGCGGCGGAAUUCAACGUCGACACCCAUCGGUCGACUUUCCCGAGUCCGACUGGGACGAAGUGCUCAACGUCAACCUGAAAGCUGUUUGGCUUGUCUCGCAAGCAGCGGGUCGCCACAUGGUCGCACGUCGUUCCGGAAAAAUCAUCAACUUUGGCUCUCUGCUUACCUUCCAAGGUGGGCUUACAGUGCCUGCGUACGCUUCGGCAAAGGGAGCAGUGGGACAGCUGACCAAAGCACUCAGCAACGAGUGGGCAAAACAUAACGUCCAGGUCAACGGUAUUGCUCCUGGUUACAUUGCUACGGAUAUGAACGAAAAGCUGCUCGCCGACCCGACCAGGCUGAGGCAGAUCAGCGAAAGGAUUCCCGCGGGCAGAUGGGGUGAUCCGGCCGACUUCAAAGGGCCAUUGCUGUUCUUGGCCAGCCAGGCAAGCCAGUACGUGAGCGGUGAGAUGUUGGUUGUUGAUGGUGGUUGGAUGGGUCGUUGA